GCUCGUAGCCCCUGAGUCCGCCGUGUAAACAUUGCGGCGGCGCCCGUGUGUUGUGUCCCCGGCGGCGAGCGUGGCCCGGCCUGACACACUGAAGGGAGGAAACACCCCCGACCUGACCAGCCCCUUAGUCACUGAAGGAGAAGAAGGUGCUCACGGCCACCCCAGCAGGACAUUGAGGCGCGUCACUGCAUCACUACAUCUACAGGCCGUGGUUCCAUGGCCUGCCCGGACCCCUGAAACACUGCAGAAGAACCCCGGCCACCGGCGAUACGUAACCUGGUGCUGCAGGGCCCGGAGCACCUGCCGCCAGGAGGCCACGAGUCCCUGCCAGCAGGUGACCCUUGCUGCGGGAGGCUGCCACUUAGUGUCUGCUAGAGGGGGCACGGAGGUAGGUAAGGGAAAAUGAGCAAAGCAGGCGCCAAGGCGCGGACGCUGAAGAAGGCGGUGGAGAAGGUGGUGCACGGCAACCUCAUCAGGACCAACAUUCCCGCCGGCAUGGCCAUCGCCGGCCCGCCCCUCGGGCCCAUGCUGGGCCAGCGUGGCCUUAACAUUGCAGCGUUUUGCAAGGACUUCAAUGCUCGAACUUCACACUAUAUUGAGGGCGUCCCGCUGCCCUGCAGGAUAAACGUCAAGUCAGACCGCUCCUAUGAACUUGUCAUCCACAACCCACCGUCCACAUUCUUCCUCAAGCAGGCAGCCGGGAUACAGAGAGGAGCCAUGUCUCCAGGCAAAGAAAUUUCUGGCAAGUUAACCUUGAAGCACAUCUAUGAAAUAGCCAAGAUAAAGCAGCAGGACCCGCCCCUAGUGCUCACACCGCUCAAACAGAUCUGUGAAUUGGUCAUCGGUGCUGCUCACUCGUGUGGGAUUGAGAUUGUCAAGGAUUUAGAUCCCAAGGAAUACGGAGAAUUCCUUGAAGAGCGCAAGUCAGUGAUUGAGGAGCAGCUGAGAGAACUACAGGAGAAGAAGGAGGCAAAGCUGCUGAGGAAAUAAUUAUAUGCUUGAUAUUGCCUUGCAUAUUGUACUUUGUAUAUAGAAUCCCUUACUACUGUGUAGUAGUAAACUGCUGGAAGGUAGAAUUUUGUUUAAAGUUUACAGUAAAAGUGAAAUGUUUA
Molecule: messenger RNA, 1112 nt
Organism: Eriocheir sinensis (Chinese mitten crab)
Lineage: Eukaryota; Metazoa; Arthropoda; Malacostraca; Decapoda; Varunidae
Gene: mRpL11
Product: 39S ribosomal protein L11, mitochondrial-like
Exons: 5
Coding region: 403-990 (195 amino acids)
Biological process (GO): translation
Cellular component (GO): ribosome; mitochondrial large ribosomal subunit
Molecular function (GO): structural constituent of ribosome; large ribosomal subunit rRNA binding
Source: RefSeq, a predicted model, not a curated record